Messenger RNA from Pongo pygmaeus (Bornean orangutan), 1477 nucleotides. RefSeq names its product chromosome 8 C10orf95 homolog (gene C8H10orf95). The coding region runs from base 67 to 720 and encodes 217 amino acids. NCBI's taxonomy places the organism in Eukaryota, Metazoa, Chordata, Mammalia, Primates, Hominidae. The transcript has a single exon. The record is from RefSeq and is a predicted model, not a curated record.
CCUCCGCCGCAGGUCUGGAUCCGGAGGAGCCCCCAGUAAGAACAGCAGCCGCCUAGGGGGCCGACCAUGUAUGCUUACAGCUGGCCGCCGCCCACACAGGGCGUGUGGCCGCCGCCGCCGCCGCCGCCGCUCACCUGCACCUACCUGGCCGCCCCUCUGCUGCUGCCCCCAGUCCAGGCCCACAGCUUCCGCAGCCGGCCCGGGAGCCUGCACGCGGGCGAGUGGGCGGCCCCACAGGAAUACCACUGCUUCUACGGCCCCGCCGCGCCACCCGAGGCCGCGCCGCCCUGGUGGGCCUGCCCUCCGGCCUACGCCGCGGCCCUGCGCCGGCCCUGCGCCGCCGCCGGCAUCCCGGGACUGUCGCUGCAGGCGCCCGCGGCAGCGGCCGAGAGCUGGGCGCCGUGGCCCGAGGGCGGGAGCCUGCAAACCGAGCUGCGCUGGGGCCGCGUGGAGCGCGCGCGGGGCCCGCCUCUGCAGCUGCCGGACUUCGUGCGUCGGGAGCUGCGGCGCGCGUACGGCACCUACCCACGCGCCGACGUGCGCGUCACCCAGCGCCGCGGCCAGUUCCUGCUGCAGGCGACGCCGCGCGUGCGCGAGCCCGACCACCGCGUGGAGUGGCGCGUGCGGCGCCGGCCAGAGAGCGGCGACAGCGACGACAGCAGCCCAGCCCGGGAAGCCGCGGAGCGCGGCCGCCCCAGGAAGAGCAAGGGCCUGAGCUGAAGCCGCCGCAAGGCCUAGGGGCCGGCCCGCGUGCACUCGCUUGGCUCUUUCGUGCGUCUGCCGCCGCCGCCAGGCAGAAGUGAGCCCUCACCUGCGCGCGGGAGGGCGAGCGCGCCGCUCACCUGUCUUUUUGGCUUUUCCCAUGACUGCCCGCCCGCUUCCUGCACUUGUUUCUCUCGCCUUAUUGCUGGACGGUGGGGGAAGGGCAAGUGCAAGACGGAAUCAAGGGCACCUCUGUGUAUUCUGUACCUCUUUCCUUCUUGCACCUUGGGCAGUGGAGGACGUGGGAUGGAAGAAGGGCCUGGACCUCCUUCCUUCCUCCUCCCCACCUUCUCCUAAGGAGCUUGCCCUGCAGUAAGCCCCAACUUUCCCUUCCACUUUUCCCUCUAUCAGAGUCGUCGCCCACCCCCCUUUCCCACCGCUCCCCUACCCCCGCCUUCCUGCCAAUUCGAGGGGCGACGGUGAUCCCCAGCUUAGUAAGAAAAGUAAAUAGGCCGGGCGCGGUAGCUCACGCCUGGAAUCCCAGCACUGCGGGAGGCCGAGGCGGGCGGAUCGCUUGAGCCCAGGAGUUGGAGACUAGCCUAGGCAACAUGGCGAAAUCCUGUCUCUACCAAAAAAAUACAAAAAUUAGCCGAGUGUGCCGGCACGCGCCUGUAGUCCUACCUACUUGGGAGGCGGAGAUGGGAGGAUCCCCUGAGCCCGAGAGGUCGGAGCUGCAAGGAGCCGAGAACGCGCCACUGCACUCCAGCCUGGGUGA